This is a messenger RNA of Danaus chrysippus (African queen), 2154 nucleotides long. NCBI's taxonomy places the organism in Eukaryota, Metazoa, Arthropoda, Insecta, Lepidoptera, Nymphalidae. The record is from the annotation of a GenBank genome assembly.
AUGGAACCCAACAUGUCAUUCUUCAGUCUUCCAUUUGUGGAUUCCGAAGCCACUGAUUUGGUUUUGAAGAAGAAUCAAGAAUGCGAAUAUGACUUCACAAAUGACCUGCCUUCUCAUGGGUCAUUAUUGGGCACUGACGAUGUUUUGGCUCAGUUUUUGUCCGCUGAUGGACCUCUCGAGGAACCCGACCUUAACGGGCCUACAACAUUGCACUGCGAGAUAUGUAGCAAGAAGUUUGAUAAUGCCAAGAAGUAUUAUGGUCACUUGAGAGUACAUUCUAAGGAUAAUCUUUGGAUAUGUGACAAGUGUCCAGAUCAGAAAUUUGCUGUUAAACAACAGCUGAUGAAGCACAGCUUAAUACACAAGCCGCUUGCUAGAGUUUGGAAGUGUCCACAGUGCUCUAUGGCAUUUGAGGCUUUGUGGCGUUUGCAGCAACAUUUGUUUGCUAAGCAUUUAGAUUAUAGGCCCCAUAAGUGUGAGCAAUGUGACAAAUGCUUUCACAAACCAUCAGAUUUAAGAGAACAUUUGGACACUCAUAAAGAUAUUAAAGCACAUGUCUGUCCGAACUGCGGAAGGCGUUUCAGUCAUAAAUCGAAUCUGAAAAGACAUAUGAUAUUGCACGGAAAGGAGAAACCUUUCAGUUGUAUGGGAUGUCAAACGAGGUUCACACAGGUAGCAUCAUUGAGACGUCAUCAGAAAAAUUGCUCUCAAUUCAAAUCACAGAAUCCUGUUCAAUCACAGGACAAAACUAGGAAGAAUUACUGCAGGGUUUGUGGAGCUACUUUUCAAUAUAAAAGUUCCUUGCUAGAACAUUGUAUAAGACAACACACACCUCAUAAAGAAGAGAAAGAAAAGAAUACUCGUAGUAAAGACGCAACAAGAACCGAAGAUAAUAUUGUUGAUGAUAUAUUAUCUGUAGAAGAUGACUAUAUGACUAUGUCAAAUGAUCAAAGCGGUCUAACAAGUUACAAUCAUCAAGUAACGAACGAUUCUGCCUCAUACGACAACUUAAUGCAAAUAGAAUUCCUUAAAGAAAUGAAUCAAUUACACAUAUUGGACGACGAAUUGCUCUACAACGAUAUAGAUUUUGAUAGUUUCCAAAAUAAUCAGAUAUUUAACAUAAACCCUGGCGAUAUAGAUUGUAAUGAUAAAAGUGAAGUUAUGUUCGAUUUCACCGAUACAAACAAAAGUGAGGAUCAAGAUAUAAUGAACGCGAUAUAUCAAGUCAAAGCGGAACUAUUACCAGAUGAGCUCUUAAACGUGGAGACUAUAAACGCUAAUAAACAUCAAGAAUUAGAGAACACUCAAGUCACUGUCAACGAAUGUGCCACAAUAUUCGAGAGUGACGUAGAUUUAGAGGCGAGUAGUAAUCUGGCUGCGAAUUUAAAUCAGCUGAUAGGUGAAAACAGUGUUCAGUAUAUAUCCACAGAGGACGACGAUAUGUUCAUCAUAAGUCUAAACAGUGAAAUCGAUGCUGAACAGUUAACAGACAUGUUGAAUAUAGGCGUCGGUGUAGUGAGUAAAGUGGAGGAAGCGACUGAGAUAAAAAAUAAAGAAUUAGACAAAAGCAAAAGUCUGUUAGACAACAUACAACCGAUCAUAUUGAAGAUCGAACAAUCACAAGCUUCUAACACUAGUGACGUAGAUACAAACGAAAAGGAGAACAAACAAAGUAGAAAGUUGAAGCGGAAACGGGUGCUAUAUGUUUGCUCAACCUGCGACAAAGUGUUCAAGAGACGAGACAACUUUAGAUCUCACAUAGGUACUCACGAGGCGUCCCUCCGCCGUCACGUGUGUUCCGUGUGCGGUGAAAGGUUCAGUUAUCGUUCAACCCUCAACAAACACAGACGAGCCACGCACACACCGCACGUAGCUGAGAGGCACGAAUGUACGCGGUGUGAACGAGCAUUCACCGCGGCUUGGAUGUUGAAAAAUCACAUUAAACGUGACCACGAUCGUCUAACUCCGUACACUUGUGAUUAUAAAGAAUGUGAUAGGAAAUUUUUCAAAAAAUGCGAUCUGGUUGUACAUAAGAGGCAACACACGGGCGAGAGACCAUAUUCUUGUGAGAUCUGCAAACAGAAGUUUCUUCACAGUUCUCAUCUCAAAAGACACGAGCGUGGAGUUGACUGCGCUAAAAGGCGAAAAAGAUAA